Thunnus maccoyii (southern bluefin tuna) is the source of this 1711-nucleotide messenger RNA. Its product is annotated as E3 ubiquitin-protein ligase TRIM21-like. Gene Ontology annotation, molecular function: zinc ion binding; protein binding. NCBI's taxonomy places the organism in Eukaryota, Metazoa, Chordata, Actinopteri, Scombriformes, Scombridae. The transcript has a single exon. The record is from RefSeq and is a predicted model, not a curated record. Bases 1 to 1635 code for a protein of 544 amino acids.
AUGUCUGCUGCCAGCUGUCUGCUAUCUAAAGAUCAGUUUCUGUGCUCCAUCUGUCUGGAUGUGUUCACUGAUCCAGUCACCACAUCAUGUGGACACAACUUCUGCAAAAACUGCAUCACUGAAUACUGGGAUAUUAAUGACCAGUGUCAGUGUCCCACAUGUGCAAAGCUUUUCUACACAAGACCCAAGCUGCGGGUCAACACUUUCAUCUCUGAGAUGGUUGCUAAGGCCAAACUGUUGGCUGAACAGAAGGCCAGCAGCAGCAGUUCAGAGCAACAAGCUGCCAAACCAGGAGAAGUUCCCUGUGACAUCUGUACCAGAACCAAACUGAAGGCCCUGAAGUCCUGCCUGGUGUGUCUGACCUCCUACUGUGAGACUCACCUGGAGCCUCAUCUGAUAAUGUCAGGUCUGAAAAGACAUCAGCUGAUGGACCCUGUGGAGAACCUGGAGGGCAGGAUGUGUAUGAAGCACGAUAAACCUCUGGAGCUGUUCUGUAAGACCGACCAGACAUGUGUCUGCAUGCUGUGCUCUGUUUUAGACCACAAGACACAUGAGUUUGUUCCUCUGAAAGAAGAAUAUGAAGGAAAGAAGGCAGAGCUGGGGAAGACAGAGGCUGAAACUCAGCAAAUGAUUGAGGAGCGUCAAAUGAUGAUUCAGAAGAUCAAACACUCAGUCAAGCAAGGUAAAGCAAAUGCAGACAGAGAGAUAGCAGACAGUGUUCGGGUCUUCAAUUUUCUUAUAGACUCUGUUGAGAGAAGCCAGGCAGAGCUCAUUGAGACGAUUGAAGAGAAGCAAAGAACGACAGAGAAACAGGCUGAAGACUUCAUCAAAGAGCUGGAACAGGAAAUCUCUGAGCUGAUGAAGAGAAGCUCUGAGGUGGAGAAGCUCUCACACUCUGAAGAUCACCUCCACCUCCUCCGAAACUUCCCAUCCCUGAAAGCUGCUCCACCAACCAAAGACUGGACAGAGGUCAGCGUCCAUCCAUCAUAUGAGGGGACUGUGGUGAGAGCUGUGACUCAGCUGGAGGAGACGCUCAGUAAAGAGAUGAAGAAGCUGUUUGAGGCUGAGCUGAAGAGGGUCCAGCAGUAUGCAGUGGAUGUGACUCUUGAUCCUGAUACAGCACAUCCCGAUCUCAUCCUGUCUGAUGAAGGGAAACAAGUAAAUCAUGGUGAUGAGGAGAAGAAUCUCCCAGACAAUCCAGAGAGAUUUUCUACUGGCCUUUGUGUUUUAGGAAAGCAGAGUUUCUCUUCAGGCAGAUUUUACUUUGAGGUUCAGGUUGAAGGGAAGACUGAAUGGACUUUAGGAGUGGCCAGAGAGUCCAUCAACAGGAAAGGACUAAUCACACUGAGUCCUGACGAUGGUUACUGGACUAUAUGGUUGAGAUAUGGAAAUGAGUACAAAGCUUUUGACAACCCUGACGUCCAUCUCUCUCUGCAGUCUGAGCCUCAGAAGGUGGGGGUGUUUGUGGAUUAUGAGGAGGGUCUGGUCUCCUUUUAUGACGUAGAUGCUGCAGCUCUUAUCUACUCCUUUACUGGCUGCUCCUUCACUGAAAAACUCUACCCAUUCUUAAAUCCCGGGUUUAAUGAUGAUGGUAAAAACUCUGUCCCUCUGAUUUUAUCUCAUCUCAAUCACUAAGUAGCCAGAGAUUCAGUAUUGUACAAAGUAACAAAUAUAGCUGUGGACUCAGAUUGAGUCAUGAGCUUUCUGUGUU